This is a messenger RNA of Acanthosepion pharaonis, 1374 nucleotides long. Lineage: Eukaryota; Metazoa; Mollusca; Cephalopoda; Sepiida; Sepiidae. The record is from the annotation of a GenBank genome assembly.
AUGUUUGUCUCCUUAUGUAUCCGAAACUUUCUUCUUUCUCUCGUUGUUUCAUCUGUGUCUUUCUGGAUCAUAUUCCAUUUAUCUUUCCCAGUCUUUCUCCUCCCUCUUUCUCACUGUUCUUCUCCGUCUAUGUCUAGAUAUGUCUCUCCAUAUUUUACCCUCUUUUUUUAUUGUUCCUCUCUGUCUCCUUAUAUAUCUUAUUCUCUUUUUAUCUUUCCAAUAGUUCUUCGCUCUCUUUUCUCGGUGUUUCUCAAACAUGCUUUUACAAUCUCUCUGUCUUUAUAUGCUGUAAUAUUUCUCCGUUCUCUUUCUUAUUAUUUCACCCGUCUGUUUCAAGAUUUUUUCUCUCCUUAUCUUUCCCAAUCGUUCUUUUCUCUCUUUCUCGUUGUUUCUCUCCCUGCCUUUCUAGCUUGCUUUCUCCUUAUCUUUCAUAAUCGUUCUCAUCUCUCUUUCGCAUUGUUUCUCUCUGUCUCUUUAUAUUUAUAUCAUUAUCUUUCCCAAUCCUUCUCGUCUCUCCCUUUCAUUGUUACUUUCCGUCUCUUUCUUGAUAUUUAUAUCAUUAUCUUUCCCAAUCCUGCUCGUCUCUCCUUUCAUUGUUACUUUCCGUCUCUUUCUAGAUAUUUAUAUCCUUAUCUUUCCCAAUUCUUCCCAUAUUUAUAUCAUUAUCUUUCCCAAUCCUUCUCGUCUCUCCCUUUCAUUGUUACUUUCUGUCUCUUUCUAGAUAUUUAUAUCAUUAUCUUUCCCAAUCUUUUCUCGUCUCCUUUCAUUGUUACUUUCCGUCUCUUUCUAGAUAUUUAUAUCCUUAUCUUUUCCAAUCCUUCUCGUCUCUCCCUUUCAUUGUUACUUUCCGUCUCUUUUCUAGAUAUUUAUAUCAUUAUCUUUCCAAUCCUUCUCGUCUCUCCCUUUCAUUAUAUUUAUAUCAUUAUCUUCCCAAUCCUUCCCGUCUCUUUUCUAGAUAUUUAUAUCAUUAUCUUUUCCAAUCCUUCCUCCUCUCCCUUUCUUGAUAUUUAUAUCAUUAUCUUUUUCAAUCCUUUAUAUCUCCUUUCAUUGUUACCCAUAUUUAUAUCAUUAUCUUUCCCAAUCCUUCCCUGUCUCUUUCUAGAUAUUUAUAUCAUUAUCUUUCCCAAUCCUUCCCGUCUCUUUCUAGAUAUUUAUAUCAUUAUCUUUCCCAAUCCUUCCUGUCUCUUUCUAGAUAUUUAUAUCAUUAUCUUUCCCAAUCCUUCCUGUCUCUCCCUUUCAUUGUUACUUUCCUUCUUCUCUCUUUUCACAUUGUUUUUUCUCUGUCGCUUUCCAGGUCUUUCUCUCAUAUUUUCCAGUCGUUCUUUUCUCUUCUUCACUUUGUUUCUCGCCGUCUCUUUCAAGAUCUUUCUCUAA